Molecule: messenger RNA, 1250 nt
Organism: Lycium barbarum (goji berry)
Lineage: Eukaryota; Viridiplantae; Streptophyta; Magnoliopsida; Solanales; Solanaceae
Product: phosphoenolpyruvate carboxylase kinase 1-like
Exons: 3
Coding region: 151-972 (273 amino acids)
Biological process (GO): intracellular signal transduction; protein autophosphorylation; peptidyl-serine phosphorylation
Cellular component (GO): cytoplasm; nucleus
Molecular function (GO): calmodulin binding; calcium/calmodulin-dependent protein kinase activity; calcium-dependent protein serine/threonine kinase activity
Source: RefSeq, a predicted model, not a curated record
CCAAAUGGCUAUACACCAUUGGCCAACCCCCUCCACCGAAUAUUCUUCCAUAAAAUUCCUACUCCCUCUCUACUUCUACUACUCCCCUCUGUAAAACCAACCCUUGGGAACCAAAAAACACCACUCCAAGAAUAACAAAACAAACUGAACAUGAGCGAAUCACUCAAACAAAACUACCGUGUAUGCGAGGAGUUAGGAAAGGGACAAUUCGGCACCGUUUACAAGUGUUACUCACCGUUAACCGGUGACCAAUUUGCCGUCAAAUCUAUCAACAAACGCCUCAUCGUCGAUGACGUCAUCGAUCGACAUUGCCUGUACAACGAAGCGAAAAUCAUGCAAUUGCUUUCACCGAACCCGUACGUUGUUCGUAUAUUCGAUGUUUACGAGGAUGAUGUUCAUCUUGAUAUGGUUCUUGAGCUUUGCAACAACGGUGAUUUGUUUCAACGUAUCAGUAGCAGCCAAUCGGUUUUCUCCGAGUCUGAAGCUGUUGAUGUCAUGGUGCCACUAAUGAAGGCAAUAGCACACUGUCACCGUCACGGCAUAUCCCACAGGGACAUCAAACCAGACAACAUAUUAUUCAACGACUCAAACGAGCUCAAACUAGCCGACUUCGGCUCAGCUGAGUGUUUCCAUGAGGGCCAGCUAAUGAGCGGUGUUGUUGGAACACCGUAUUACGUGGCACCGGAAGUGUUAGCUGGAAGAAACUACAGUGAGAAGGUUGAUAUUUGGAGUGCUGGUGUUAUUUUGUAUAUAAUGCUUGCUGGGGUUCCGCCUUUUUAUGGUGAUUCAGCUACGGAGAUCUUUGAGGCUGUGAUGAGAGGGAAUCUUAGGUUUCCGACUAGGAUGUUUCAUUCAGUGUCGCCGGCGGCUAAGGAUUUGCUGAGGAGAAUGCUGUGUAAAGACGUUUCUACAAGAUACUCUGCUCAACAAGUCCUUAGGUACCCAUGGAUGACUAGCAAAGGGAGAAACUAGAACUGUUGCGCUAUUUUAGUUUCGAGGAUAUUUGCGUCUGCCGAGAAAAAAUCAAAUUAUCAGAUUUUUGGUACGAAAUGAUCAGCGAUUGCAUAUGUUAGCAAUAUGUUCUUCUAGAAGUAGAUAUAGUAUGUUAGUCAGAUACUGUAUAGGCACCAACAUACCCAGACCUAAAUUGAUUUGCUGAAGCACAAUUUGGUGUGUAGAGGUACUAAUGGCAGCUGCAUUAAUUUCCCAUUGUUUUGCGAUGUUUUAAUGCAAUCUUCUAUUAUGUUCCA